Messenger RNA from Eublepharis macularius, 8295 nucleotides. RefSeq names its product grainyhead like transcription factor 2 (gene GRHL2). Gene Ontology annotation, biological process: brain development; neural tube development; regulation of transcription by RNA polymerase II. Gene Ontology annotation, molecular function: RNA polymerase II cis-regulatory region sequence-specific DNA binding; DNA-binding transcription activator activity, RNA polymerase II-specific. The record is from RefSeq and is a predicted model, not a curated record. The transcript has 16 exons. Lineage: Eukaryota; Metazoa; Chordata; Lepidosauria; Squamata; Eublepharidae. The coding region runs from base 150 to 2012 and encodes 620 amino acids. Gene Ontology annotation, cellular component: nucleus.
GAAUUACCAGUAGCUCUGGUUCUGCUGUCCCGGGCGCUCGCUCUUCCUCGCGCGCGCACACACACCUUUACCUGCACAGACUUGAAAGUCCAGUUUCACCAGAGAGACUGAGGCACCUGGAAAAGGGGAGAGAGUUCAUUGGAUCAAACAUGUCACAAGAGACGGACAAUAAAAACCGGCUUGUGACCAUAGUGCCAAGUGAUGCUCCGUUCAAUUCUAGAAGAGCUUAUACAAGUGAAGAUGAAGCUUGGAAAUCUUACCUGGAGAAUCCCUUAACAGCAGCUACUAAGGCUAUGAUGAGCAUAAAUGGUGACGAAGACAGUGCUGCUGCUCUGGGAUUACUGUAUGAUUAUUAUAAGGUUCCAAGAGAUAAGAGACUGUUGCCUGUUAAUAAAGUGAGUGACAGCCAAGAAGACCAAGAUAAAAGAAGCUGUCUUGUCACCAAUGAUGCUCAGAGUAACUUGAACAGCAGUGGUGAAAACAGAGUGCAGGUUUUGAAGACCACCCCUGUAAAUCUCUCAUUGAAUCCGGAGCAGCUGGAGACUUCCAAAAGGGAACAGUUCAGCACCAGCGUAUCUGGAAGCCCAACCUCAAUUUCUGUGACAGGAGUCAUGGUAGUAAAGGCAGAAGACUACCCGCUUUACAUGGCUCCAUCAGCGCAUUAUGCAAGGGGAGAAAAUGAGGAGCAUCGGGGGGUUAUAUUUGAACACGCACAUUAUGAAGUGCCCAACAUCACACCCCAUACAACGUAUAUGAAAGAUGACCAACGCAGUACUCCUGAUAGUACUUACAGUGAUACUUUCAAAGAUGGCGGCGCAGAGAAAUUUCGCAGUGGUUCUGUGGGCCCUGAGGAAUACAUUUAUGAACAAACAGCCAGCACAUUUCGAUAUACUUUGGAAGCUACCAAAUCUCUACGUCAAAAGCAAGGAGAGGGACCAAUGACCUACUUAAACAAAGGACAAUUUUAUGCCAUCACACUGAGUGAGACUGGUGACAACAAGUGUUUCAGACACCCAAUCAGCAAAGUCAGGAGUGUGAUAAUGGUUGUCUUCAGUGAAGAUAAAAACCGAGACGAACAGCUGAAGCACUGGAAAUAUUGGCAUUCCCGGCAGCACACAGCAAAGCAGAGGGUUCUUGACAUUGCUGAUUACAAAGAAAGCUUCAACACAAUUGGGAAUAUUGAAGAAAUUGCCUAUAAUGCAGUGUCUUUUACUUGGGAUGUCAAUGAAGAAGCAAAGAUUUUUAUCACUGUGAACUGCCUGAGCACAGACUUCUCUUCUCAGAAAGGUGUGAAAGGGCUUCCUUUGAUGAUCCAGAUUGACACGUACAGCUACAACAACCGCAGCAACAAGCCCAUCCACCGUGCUUUCUGCCAGAUCAAGGUUUUCUGUGACAAAGGUGCCGAGAGGAAAAUUCGAGAUGAAGAGAGGAAGCAAAACAGGAAGAAAGUGAAAGGCCAACUAUCACAACCCCCAUGCAGCAAUGCCGAUGGGAAACUAACGACCGUCCCGCUCCAGAAGAAGAGUGACAUCACCUUUUUCAAAACAAUGACUGACCUGGACUCCCAGCCUGUUCUUUUCAUACCAGAUGUUCACUUUGGGAAUCUCCAAAGGACAGGGCAGGUUUACUACAACACAGAUGAUGAGCGAGAAGGUACUAUCUUGGCUAAAAGGAUAUUCCGGCCAGUAGAGGAGGAAUUUGGCUCACCACCACUGAAGCAAAUAAAAGAAGAAGGAGCAAAAAAAGUCCUACUAUACGUGAGAAAAGAGGCUGACGAAGUGUUUGAUGCUUUGAUGUUGAAGUCCCCCACUGUAAAAGGACUCAUGGAGGCGAUUUCUGAGAAGUAUGGCCUUCCAGCUGAAAAGAUUACAAAGCUUUACAAGAAGAGUAAAAAGGGGAUCUUGGUAAACAUGGAUGAUAACAUAAUUGAACAUUAUUCCAAUGAAGACACUUUCAUCCUGAACAUAGAGAGUGUGGCAGAAGGCUUCAAAGUCACAUUGACAGAGAUCUAAUCCAGCCUAUGUAGUAUCUCACUCUCAUUUAAAAGAAGGGAACAGUUCCUCCAAAGCCCCAGCAGCUCAAGAAUACGGAGAAAAGAGGGUGUUAACGAAGCUCCAUUGCAAACAACCAUAUUCCUUUUCACCGCAGGAAACAAGUCUGAUAUACCUUCUUGUUGAUCUUUAUUUAUUGCUCCUCACUCUGCAUUGUGUAAAUAAUCAGUGGACCUUGGACUUCACCAUUUCACCCUCUACUUGGGAGAAACAGUGACUUUAAAAAAAAUCAGCAGUUUAAUAUGGAAGAAAAUGGAUUUGAGGAAUUGUGUUCAUCCAGGUGGGACAAUACAGACAAAAUAAAUUGCUAGAAGGUCUGGCCUUAUAAAUCAUGCAGAAGUAACGAUGGGGAGGCUGGCUGAUGACGUCCCCCUGGGCAAAACUCCCACCAAGUGCUGAGUGAUGCCACUUAGCCAUAGCUUUCCAAGUGCUUCCCCGCCCAAGGCAAUGGGGACUGUUAAGGAAGGCACUCGGAUGGCUUGUAAUUUGUAAGUAAAACGCCAUCCGUUUUAUCCUUUGUAUAUAAUGUUUAUAAUAUGUAAUAAUAUAUUCUUCCUUCCUGUGUGGAUGUGUUUACUUACCCCUGUCUUGCAUACUGGAAUUAGAAGAUGGCAGUCUCUCACAGAGGAGAGAAGUUCUGCCUCCAGCUCUUCAGUGUGCAGAGAGGUUGAUGGUUCUACAUCUUUUGCCUGUGGCUUAUUCAUAUAUUCUAGUCUGUUAAAUCUCUCCUUAUUGUCACAUCUGGUACAUCCUCCACAAAUGUAAUGCCUGCAAAGCUUUGGAGCUUUGGUUGUGGCUGCAAAGCUUUGGAGCUUCUGGUUGUGGCUGCACUUCCAUGCUGUAUGCAGUGAUCCUUCACGGUCUUCUUGUUGGGAUGUUAUUUAUCCUUAUUAUUUCUUUGCACCUUUGGAUUUUCUCUGUUCUUUCCUGUAUCAUUAUUGGGUACAGCCCUUCCUUUUGCUGUGUUUUAGGCAUACACAUAGAGAUAAGGGGAGGGGCUCUCCCUGAACCAGUUCAAUAGCUGUAUUACAGUGAUAGUGGUAAAGCCUUUGCUUUGCAGGCAGAAGGCUCUAAGUUCAGUCCCUGCAUGCUGAUCUUGGUAGACAAAUGGUCCGAGGGUAAAGCAUCUUCACGUGUUCAUGCGCUCUCCUACCUUGCCUACUUCUGGUAUUGACAUGAGGUUUUGGAAGAAAUGGUAUUCCCUUUUCAGUUUGCCAUGGCUCUGGAACCAAAACCAAAUUAAGCUGGAUAAAAAUGUAUGAUUAGAUUUGGGUCAGACCAGAUUUGGAUCUCUGCACAGUACAUCUGCUUUCACAUCUCUUUUUGCUUCUUAAUGAAAGUAAGCAAUUGGUCACUCAGACACAUUUGCGCAAUGUGUGGAUUUCCUUGCUUUAGGCACAUUGCCUGUGAUGCUUGAAAAUGCACUGUGUUAAUUGUUCCAAGAAAGGAACUGCAUGUGAUAGAACGGGAAUGUGACUGAUGCUGUAUGGAAAAAUGAGUUUUUCUCCAUGGUACUGAUGUAGGGAGCCGCAUGCCAAAAGUCCUGGGAAGCCAGAUUAGCAUUGGUGAUUUUUGUGUGCUUGAAAAAGUGUAGAUUGAGCCCAUGCAAAGUAACUCUUUUUGACUUUCCCCCUCCAUUCAUCUCCUCUCCUGUUACAUCCUUUCAGCAACUUCCUUCUCUAAUUCUCCCCAUUUUGCCGCACAUCCUGGUGUUUUCUUCCCAUGACGUGCACUUUCCAUGUCAAUACAUUUUCCCAGGAGUUGCGGUAGGAAUGAAAGAAUCAUCUUGUUAUGAAUGGAUCGUCCUUUUCAUUUGUUUAGGGAAACUUGCUAGUGUCUCCUGAUUGGUUACACUAGACUGUAAAUGUAAAGAUGUACAUACUCUUUACUUGACAGGGUGUAAAUGCACGUAAGUUCUGGCAAUAGAUGUUUUUGGUAUGAUUAUGUUAUUCAAGCUGUCUCAUCAGUAUCUAGCAGACUGGGGUUUUUUUAAUUGCACUUCCACAGAUGGGGCUGCUGGCAUUUGUUGCACCAACAGAAUGAAAUGAAGUUCGCAAACUCUUUACAGACCACAAUAGCAUUCCCGUAGAGGCUGCAGCAGGUACCGUGUCGUCCAUUAGCUUCCUUGCAGGUUGAGCCAAGAAAGUAAAGAAAUGUUAUGCGUUUUAUUUUUAACUUGGUUUUUCGCUCCCUUGAACUUGGAAACAUGAACUCUGAAUGUGAAAUGAAACUUGCAAAUUCUUUCUGAGCUUAACUUCAAAGAGCUGCAACCACUGCAUGGAAUUUUAAAAGGAGUAAAUGAUCUAAAAGAACUUUUUAAAAAGAUGCAUACAUUUAAGAACAUUCAAAUAGCACCACUUUGACGGGACAGUCAAAGCACAGAUGUGUGAGGGGUUUUUGUUGUUGUUGCAUGAACUAUGAGACAAACAUAUGGUGCUAUAAAGAAGAAUGUUUUUUAAAGUCAUAGAAUGUAAAAUAGCUUGACUUAGGUUUUAGGAGCUGCCAGUGCUCUAACUCUCAUAACUUCAGUGAAAAGAUUUCUGUGAGAUGUCAGAAUAUUGCAGGAGAAUCUCCAAGCCCUGAAUUACGAGGUUUCUUUAGUCAUCAUUUUAGGUCAGAAUCAUUUUUUUUCAAUAACAGUUGCCCUAAAUAUGUAACAUAUGCAAAAAAGUUAGGGACAAUAGACACCCCUUCUAUUUAUGUAUGUGCAGAAAUAUCUCUUGUGGUCAGGUAAGAUUAUAUCAGAAAUGAAUGAAAUCCUGCCCUAAAGUCAUAGCUGACUUAUGGCAACCCCUGGUGGGGUUUUCAUGGCAAGAAACUAACAGAGGUGGUUUGCCAUUGUCUGCCUCUGCAACCCUAGUCUUAGUUGGAGGCCUCCCAUCUAAUUACUAACCAAGGCUGACCCUGCUUAGCUUCUCAGAUCUGACGAGAUCAGGCUCUCCUAGGCUAUCCAGGUCAGCGUAAGACUUAUAUCUAACGUGAGUCAUAUUCCGAUUAAACCAUGUAUGAGAAUCAGUUAGGCUGGAGAAUCAAUUAGGGCCUUUUGAUGACUGACUGAGCUUUUCUGCCUUGAAGAAAUGCACAGCAGUGUGAAGGCAAGAUGUAUGUCUUUUUUACCCAUCAUGAAGUGAAGCAACAGGACAUUUUGUUGGCUGUUAAGGGCACAGGAACCUCUGUUAAGAGGAACUGGCAACCAUAAAGGAGACCAGGAGGGUCUCCAUAGAGGAGACCAGGAGGGUCUAUAACCUGUUCUUCAGCUUAGUCUUUUUGGAUAAUGGUAGUUUAAUACAGUGGUUGAGUACAUGCCAUCCCACGUGUCUCAGAAUGAUUCAGAGUAUGCUAUGGUUGAGGAUCAAGGGCUCAUGAUCCCUCAGUACACAAGUUUAUGUAGAAAGUGUUCUUUGAAAGCAAAGUACUUAAUAAAGAGUAUGAAUCCGCCUUUUGAGAGAAAGGUCUCUGUUGCUAAAACUGUGCGUGUAUUCUGAAGUCGACUGACGCCUUGCAGAGAAGGUGUAGGGAAAUGGUGUUGUGUCCAUAGAGGUUCUAUUAGUGUGUCCAGCACUUCAAAAAGAACUGUGCAUUGCUAGCACAUAUGAAAUAGAAACUUGCUAUUAAAAAAAAGCAAUGGAAGCUGAAAUAUUUAGCAAGCUGAACUCUGAGCCCUGUUGCUGAGCAUCACUGCAGAUGUUGUGCACGUCCGUCCACUGUUACAUUACAAAUGUCAGUAUUUGGCUAGAACAGUUAUUAAGGCUGGCCCUUCUUUGAGGAUUUUUUCAUUGUGUACAGCAUAUGAAUAAUGGGAUGUAGUCACAGUAAGACGAAAGGAAACUCGGAUUGGGCACAAAUAUGAUUUGGUGCUGUGCUCGUUCUUCCCACCUCCCUCCUCCCUUGAUGCAUGUAGCUCGCUGCAAGCUGGGAAAUGCGCAGUGAAACUCUGAAUAUUAGAAGAGGAGGCAGGUGGGUAGAGCAAGGACUGCAGAUGAGCACUGCAUCAAACUUUGGGGGCGGCGGGGGGGGACAUUAACUGCUGUGAAGUUUGAAUGCAGCCACGAUCUGCUUGCUAAACUCCCCCCCCCCCUUAGAUGGCUUUGGAAUAGCAGGAAUCUCUCUCAGGUUUAGCCGUUUCUUUGCCUUUUCUUUCUGCAAACAAAACAGCUGCCACUAAGUGGAAAUUACUUUGAUAAGAAUACAGAGAUUUUUUUAAAAAAAUAUUAUUAAUCAAGCUGUUUUACCAGUCAGUUUCCCUGUUUAUUUUCUUGGUGACUAAAGCUACAAGAUUAGUUCAGCAACUAGAGUUUGGUUUUCUUAUGAAAAUGAAGCUGCAAAGUUGUGGUUAUGGAUUCAGCUGGUGUUACGCCACAGAACUGGGAACAAACAGACAUGUUGCAGCUUUUUAAAAGUAUACAUGUUGAAGGUUUGCGACUUAUGUAACUUUGAUUCCCCCCCACCUUCCUCCCAAAACAUUUCUCCUGAAAAACGGUGAUGUGAUACAAACCAGAAUGUUUGUGCCAAAAAAUCUGUGAGCAGUCCCCAUCUCUGGAAAGCAAGGAAGCUCCAUAAACAGUGUGUGUUAUUUUAUUAUAAGGAAAUAGUUCAUGUAACUUAAUAGUUUUGUAAAUGGGAGAGGGGAAUCUAUAAACAUAUAAAUACAGGUUUAUUUUAUUUUUUGUACAUUUUUAAGAAGGAAAGAAAUAAAUGUUCAUAAGAUAUAAUCACCUCUGUUAGUUUCCACUGAUGUUCAACAGAUAAUUCAACUCUGCACCGAAUCUUUCAGAUGGUUGCGUGUGCUUGAAGAGCCUUUCACUUCUGGGGAUUCUUUGCUAUCUCAAAGCAUUUGCCAUCCUCAGGAGGGCACCAGCUUCCUGCUUCCUCUUGGCUUGUAUUAGCCUCAGACUUGUUUGUCUCUGAAGCAAAAAAACCCAAAUAUCCCCUCUCACACACACACACCCUCUCACACACCCCUCUGAGUUAUGGGACUGGAGACUGGGAAAGAAGGUCUGUUCUACAAUUCAUUUCCAGAAGCAAAAGCUCCCCAUUAUUUUACAGUAAAGCCGACUCUUCCCCCAGCUUUGUCAUUUCACCCCUUCUCUUUCACAGCUGGUCCUGGAGACAGAUGUGUUUGGGGUAGCAGCACUGCAUUACAGAUGUGUACAUUUCAACAAGGCAUCAGUAAAUACUCCUGCCCUUUAGUGAAAUGGUUGGAUUGGGUAAGGCAACAGGGAUAGGGCCAUUGGCUCAGGUCCUGAACGCGUAUUCGACAUGCAGAAGGUCCUGGAUUCAGUUCCUGGCAUGUCCAGUCAAAAGAAUCAGGUAAUAGGUAUUGUGAAGGGACUCUCUGCCCCAAUACACACACACCCCUGAGAGCCUGGAGAGCCACUACCAGUCUGAGUAGACAGUGUACUGGCCCUGAUAAGUCAGUGAUCUGACCCCGUGUUUGCAUGCGUGGUCAACAGGAAAGGUGGAAGGGCAGGCAUUUAGCUUGUCUCUCCUGGAAUCUGCAUAUUUGGGAAAUGGAUGCAUGGUCCACUAUUUGCUCUUGCAAUCCUGAGUUGUGAUCAAGCUGCUGUGGUAGUGCUUCUUUCUAAUCCUCUGUGCAAUCAACUGGGUCACAUGAUGCAGGCCUGAGCCAGCUGUUUUUUUUGGGGGGGGGAGGCACAAAACAGCACAAAUCCUUAACAGGAUAUGAUUAGAGUUACUGCAUUUCUUUAAAAUAUCGAUCCACAUAAUAACAUUAAAAAUUAGUGUUCAAAUUCGUGUUCCUUAUUCCAGUGCUUUUGUGCUCAUGGGCCAGAACUGUUGGAGAAGAUUUAUUCCUUAUUGAGCAACUGGAUAGCAUUUUUUUUCUUUAGAACUUCCCAGGUGAAAGGACUAGAGGCUUACUUUAAAAAAACCCAGCUGGACAUAGCAAAGGAGGUCUGUCCCCUGCUGGCGCUCGUUCCCCUCACCCAGUGAGUUCAUGAGAGUUGAACUGGGGAUUUCCGCUAAUGUUUUUUACAGCGAUGCUAUACCGGCUCAAAAAUUCACCACAACCAAGACCCUGAAAUGUUUGUGGUUGAAGUGAAUGUUCAGCCUUAAAAGAACUGCUAACUCACCUCCUGGUGAGGACGCAGUUCUUCAUAUGCUACUUUUCUCACACUGGGUCAAGUUGGAAAGAAUAAAAAACAGUUGUUUUCGAUGAUGGUUUUCCACCAGCAGAAAAGCACUUCCUCAUGCAGAAGGGGGAGGAUUUUUCCUGAUUCCCCGA